Messenger RNA from Melanotaenia boesemani (Boeseman's rainbowfish), 3002 nucleotides. RefSeq names its product small ubiquitin like modifier 3a (gene sumo3a). Gene Ontology annotation, molecular function: protein tag activity; ubiquitin-like protein ligase binding. Gene Ontology annotation, biological process: protein sumoylation. The record is from RefSeq and is a predicted model, not a curated record. Lineage: Eukaryota; Metazoa; Chordata; Actinopteri; Atheriniformes; Melanotaeniidae. The transcript has 4 exons. Gene Ontology annotation, cellular component: nucleus. Bases 22 to 414 code for a protein of 130 amino acids.
UUUAUUUGUAACAGCGGUCCUAUGCGCGUACCCGUCAGCUGGGGAGAAGAGAGGACAGAAGGCGGCAGGAAGACAAAUAAAGCCCCAAAAUACACGAUUGCGAAAGUCCUAACACAAAACACCGCAGAAAUGUCAGAGGAAAAGCCAAAGGAAGGAGUAAAGACUGAGAACGAUCACAUCAACCUUAAGGUUGCAGGGCAAGAUGGGUCAGUGGUCCAGUUCAAAAUCAAAAGACACACGCCGCUCAGCAAACUAAUGAAGGCAUAUUGUGAACGGCAGGGUCUCUCAAUAAGGCAGAUCAGGUUCAGGUUUGAUGGCCAGCCCAUUAAUGAGACGGAUACACCUGCACAGCUGGAGAUGGAAGAUGAAGACACCAUAGAUGUUUUCCAGCAGCAGACAGGCGGGCGCUGCUAAGCCCUACCCAUCUCAUUGACGGCCACCUUCAGGCUACGCCCUCAACCAUGCUCACUGUCUCUCCCUCCCCAUCACUCCUCUCAGUUUAUAAUUAUUAUUAUUAUUAUUAUUAUUUUUUCAGUUUGAAGAUGUCCAUCAUGUUUUUUUUUUUUUUUUUUUUUUUUUUUUUUUUUGCCAGGUGUGUAGGAGGGGCUCCUCAGCUGUUAAUGUGGGAUCUAAAGCUGUAUUUAUACUUGUGCAUCGUCUGCUUAAGGUCGGUUACGUUGUCGCCGUCAUAGGCGCUGCAUAGGUCCGCGGAGGCUUGACACACACCUGGUCUAACUUUCUUUGUUUGCUUCCACAAGCUCAUGAAAACACUGCACCAUGUUGGACACCAUUGUCUUACUCGUAAAGUAAACAGGAAAUACCCGUUGACUUUACGCGUACCCCCUACGCUCGAGUGUGAGAGCACACUUCACCAGCGUCAGCUUUGUCGUAACAGACCUUGCGCAGACGCCACAUGAGUAUAAAUCCAGCUUAAGGACUGAACUUUUGCGUGUUGACGGUCUUUCUGCUGGCCAUUCAGGGCAAUCUUUUCCUUUUUGCCCUGCAGGCUGUAAUUGGACCAACAGUUCAUCACCGCUCCUCAUGGUUUAGCGCUGCUUCUGAUUCACUGUCCAGUGAAAGCCUAGGAUUCAGUAGUUUGUCAUGUUUUCAUCUAUUAGGGUAUGAAGCUCUGCAAGUUUGUGUCCAGGAGUCACAAUCCAUGUGCAUGAAAAUAUUUUGAAGUGGAAGCACUGUCUGAACUAAACACGUAUUUGCCAUUUCACUUUGCUUUCUUGAUUUUUUUUUUAUUUUUAUUUUCUUUUUGUCUAAAUGAAGUUUGUCAUGUAUUUUAAUUCUCUGCAUUUUAGAUGCUUUUGCAUUGUUUUUUGUACUUUGCCUCCUGUUUUAAGAACUUAAUGCCCACAGAACUUGUGAAUUUAUUUUCUUUCUUGUACAGAAGUAUCAGAAUGUGUGUUGGAUUAAAAAUUGUUGGGCUUGGACCAAUAAUCCAAAGACAGAACGUCAGCUUCUUUGAUGUACAUCUCUCUAAGAGCUAACUGCAAGUUUAAAACUGUCUCAUUUUAAGGUGAAUUGCACCAGUGUUGUUCCUUUCCUCUUCCACAGCUAAUAAUUCAGAAAGAUUGUGGUCGGCUGUGAGGCAGAUGGCUCCUUGUUCAGACAGAUAUGCUUGUUUAGGAGAUAAAAUUAGAACAUUGAGGUACAUUCUUAGUUGGACUGGGUUGACGUUUUCUGUGUAAGGAUAGUCCAUUGAGGCAUAGUAAGUAACAUCCCCACUCUGUAAUGAUGACUUAGGCAGUGAGUUGUCCUUAAAGUUGUUUCUCAGUGCUGUUUUGGGGUCCGCUGAUCUUUCUGUUCGGAUGGACUGCUGUUUAAACUGGCGCUAGAUGGGCUCUGAAGGUGAGCAGCUACGAGUUUGAGCAAGUAUAACCAACAAAACCGGAAUGUUGAUGUAAGCACGCAUUAGACACUUCUCACUCGUAUUUCCACUGAUAAAAUAUUGUUUUCUCGUGUUUUAUUUAAAACGUGCUGCAGUGUUAAAGUGGAGAUAUCUCGGUAGUUAUGAGUGUCUUUGCUAAUUUACAAUUUGGAGAAAGGUGUGUGUAUUUUGUUGCAUAUCAGGAGAACAGGGAGGUCAGCCAAUAAAAAUUGGGAGAUGCGUGUUCUUUAUAUGUAGGUCAAAGUUGGCUUUAUUUUACCUUUUUAGGACAUGACACAAACUUUUUAUUUUCAGUUCAGUCAGGGUGAACUUGCUGCUGAAGCAGCUAAUUCUUGAGCUGAAAACUUGCAAAAUACAAGCAAAAUUAGGGGAGUUAUAUCCUGAUGGUUGUUAAAUUUGUUAAAUCAUGUGAAAGCGGCUGCACCUGUCUUUUUAGACACCAGCUAAUCAGUUGAGUGCUGUUAACGGGUUAAGAAUUCAGUAAAUCCACACUUACCAAAUAGUACAACAGAAGUUGUACAGCUGGAAACAUGUUCCUCAGUCUUUUUAGACAGAUGCAGUCCUUUUCCCACUUAUAUAUGAACCUGUCUUCAUUCAUGUUUUUCAGCUGUAUUUUUGUAUGCAUUCUAUAUAAUAGUCGAGUUAAUGCCAGUAUCCAGACAUUUUUUGUAAUGAAUAUAUAUACCUGCCUUCUGCCAUUACAACCGCUCAUUUUGUGGUUCACUUUGACCAAUGGGACACUUUAUCGGACGCCCCGACUCUCAUCCUUCUUCAGUCAUUAACAAACAUCUGUCAUACUUGUGUGGUACAGAGAUGUUAAAUCUAUGCGCCACAGGCCUCUGCACGAACAAAUCACAGGUAAUGGUUGUGAUUUCAGCUUUCCUUACAUAAAAUAAGAGCACAGUUAUCAAUGCCAACAGCCUUCCACCUACAUUGUAAGAACUGAAUUAGCUGGACAGCGGUGUUUUUGGCAUUCAGCUUAACUUCACUAUAAUGUAUGAAGAACGGGUUCCAGGUCUCGUCAUGUUAUUUGUUUCUCUACUGAUUUGUACAUUAUUUGUGGUCUUUUACUACUGUAUACAAUAAAUAUAGUUUGGUACUCAGA